CACUACCACUAUCCUGCUGUGCUACGCGAGAAAAAAGACUUCCUUCGUUGGCUGGAUGGCAUUGACUUCAAUGAAGACCACGAGGCUACUCUCGGAAAACGCCAUCCCGGAACAGGCCAGUGGUUUAUCAAUCGCGACGAGUUCCAGCAGUGGUAUCGAAGCGGGCGUUCGACACUGCUGUGGUGUUGGGGCAUGCCUGGGGCUGGGAAAUCGGUUUUGGCAUCAAUCUCCUUGGAUUACAUUCGAACUACGGAAGACAGCAGGGGUGGCGUUGGCAUAGCCUACGCGUACUUGAAGUACGACUCGCGCGAGCAUCAGAAUCCAGCACGAGUCCUAGCUUCCUUUCUCAAACAGCUCUGCCAGAAGCUCGAUGAGGUCCCCGAGGACAUAUUCAACAUAUUCUUAAAAUUUGAGAGGAACGACAAGGCCCCAACUGUCCGCGAGUAUUAUCAAAUGCUCUACGAUAUUGCAGUCAACUAUUUUCAGGAGGUAAUACUGGUUCUUGACGCCCUCGACGAAUGCGAUCAAGAUAGACGGGAGGAGCUCAUC
Messenger RNA from Trematosphaeria pertusa, 549 nucleotides. RefSeq lists its product as uncharacterized. The annotation marks the transcript as partial. NCBI's taxonomy places the organism in Eukaryota, Fungi, Ascomycota, Dothideomycetes, Pleosporales, Trematosphaeriaceae. The transcript is spliced from 3 exons. The record is from RefSeq and is a predicted model, not a curated record.